AUGAGGGCUGGUGUUGAUAUCUUUGCUCUUGACUAUGAUGCUAUUAUUGCUGCCAUGUAUGCAUUGACUGUUAGUGCCGAGGGAGACUGUUACUUGUGUGUGCCGCCUGACCCAGGUAUAGAGCCCGCUGCCCUGGGUACUAGUGAGUCUGCUCUCUCUGGUAUGGUGCCCCCUGUACUUGCUCCCUCCAGUGCUGUCCCGGCUGUUUGCGAGUCUGCUCUCUCAGGUACAGCACCCACAGAGACUGCUCUCUCAGGUACCGCACCGGCUGAGGCCUGUCACACCUUCACCCUUGACUCAGGUGCUUCCCGCUGUUUCUUUCGUGACAGUACUGAGCUCACACCGCUUCCUGCACCGGUCCCAGUCUCCUUGGCUGACCCCUCUGGGGGCCCAGUCCUUGCCCAGUCCACCACUGUGCUCCCUUGUCCGGCGGUUCCGUCUGGCUCGUUGUCGGGUUUCCACCUCCCCUCGUUCUCGACGAACCUGGUGAGCAACGCUGUCAUCCAGGAUCAGUGGGUUGACACCUUUACCCCUGGAGGACAGCGUGUGACGAUCUGCACGUGCUCCAGGACCGGCCGUCACCUGGCUACGUUUACCCGUCGGCCGGGGUCGAGUCUCUACACACUGACCACUGCGUCUCCUCAGGUUGCUGCUGUCGGUCAGGUGUCCGCGUCAGGUCUGGUGGCCCACGCCUGUGAGUGUCGUUCCCUGUCGCACCAGACUCUUCUCUGGCACCACCGCCUGGGUCACCCCUCCUUGCCACGCCUCCGUGGCAUGCACCGUCGCUGCCUUGUGUCUGGUCUUCCCAGGUCCCUCCCUCCCCUCCCUGCCUCGCCUGCGCCGCCUUGCCUUCCUUGCGUCGAGGGGCGGCAGCGCGCCGCUCCUCACUCCUCCUCGUUCCCCCCGACAGAGGCUCCUCUGCAGACCCUCCACCUGGACGUGUGGGGCCCAGCCCGCGUUCGUGGCCAGGGCGGUGAGCGGUACUUUUUGCUGGUUGUCGACGACUACUCGCGUUACACCACGGUCUUCCCCUUGCGCACCAAGGGUGAGGUCCCUGCUGUUCUGAUCCCUUGGAUCCGCACAGUUCGUCUCCAGCUCCGCCGCCGUUUCCGGACGGAUCUUCCUGUCCUGCGUCUGCACUCUGACAGAGGUGGUGAGUUUUCCUCCGAUCUCUUGAGGACCUUCUGUCAGGCGGAGGGCAUCGAGCAGACCUUCACGCUUCCGGACUCCCCACAGCAGAAUGGGGUUGCUGAGCGCCGCAUUGGCCUGGUCAUGGAGGUCGCUCGUACCUCCUUGGUCCACGCGGCGGCUCCCCAUUUUCUGUGGCCGUUUGCUGUCCGGUACGCCGCGCAUCAGCUCAACCUCUGGCCCCGUGUCUCCUUGCCGGAGACCUCGCCCACACUGCGUUGGACGGGGGAGGUUGGCGAUGCGUCGCGCUUCCGGGUGUGGGGUGCUCGUGCCCUUGUCCGCGAUACGUCCGCGGACAAGCUCUCCUCCCGCACGCUUCCCUGUAUCUUCCUUGGCUUUGUCCCUGACGCGCCGGGCUGGCAGUUUUACCACCCCACCUCGCGCCGGGUCUUCGCCUCUCAGGACGUCACCUUUGACGAGUCGGUCCCUUUUUACCGUCUCUUCCCCUACCGCACUGCCCCCCUCCCUCCCCCGCCGCUUUUCCUUGCUCCUGGUCCCCCUCCGGUAGACCCCCUUCCCCCUCAGGGUCCUGCUCCUUCAGGUGUCUCUCAGGUAGACCCUCCUCCCGUCGCUGAGCCUGUCGAGGUCACAGGUGACUCAGGUGCUGCUGCAGGUGGUGCUGCUGGGAGUGCUGAGCCUGGGGGUGCUGAGCCUGCGGGUGCUGGGCCUGGGAGUGCUGGGACUGCGGGUGCUGGAGCUGAGGGUACUGUGCCUGGGAGUUCGGCGCCUGGGGGUGCUGAGCCUGGGGGUGCUACGACUGGGGGUGCUGAGCCUGCGUGUACGGAGUCUGGGGGUGCCGAGCCUGGGGGUACUGCGCCUGAGGGUACUGAGCCUGGGGGUGCUGCUACUGAGCCUACGGAGCCUGGGGUUGCUGCGUCUGGGGGUGCUCUUCCUGGCGGUACUGGAGCUGCUGGAGCUGACGACGCUGGAGCUGACGGUUCUGGACACGGUGGUCCUGCUGGUUCUGGAGGUGCUGGCGAGGGGAGGUCUGACGCUGCUGGGGCCUCUGGUGCUGACGUCGCCGACUCGGGGGGUGCUGCGGCGGAGGGUGCUGGUCCAGGUGCUUCUGGUGCUCCGGGUGCUGGAGGUGCUGGCGGAGCUCCGCCGUCGCGCCUGUUCUUCGCUCCUCCGUCGCCGUCGGCUUUGCCGCCGCCUGACACGGUGCUUCGCCAGGUUCUUUCCCUCCCGUCUUCCACUGGCCUUCCCCUUCAGCCUGGCUCCCCCCUCCCUGCUCCUGUGCCUUAUAAGGCGCAGCCGGACUCGCUUACGGAGCGUCGUGAGCCUGCGUCUCGUCCUGCCUCGCCGGUUCGCGCUGCUCGCACUGCUCGCACUGGUCCCACUAGCCGUCGUGUCGCGCGUCCGCGUCCUCCUCCUGUUCCUGGCACGCACAUUAUGGCACUUCGUCCUUCCACUGGUCCACAGCGUGUCCCCCUACCGUCUCCUCCUGCGUCUUCUCUUCCUGACGUUCCCGACCCUGAGUCUGACAGUGUUCGUGCUGCCCACCCUACUGUCACGCGUCUUCUCGCCACUGUUGUCACUGACCCGUCGUUUGAGUCUUCUGCUGCGUCUGCCCUGGUCGCUGAGCUUGUCGACUUUGCUGCUGCCUGUCGCCUCGACUACGCCGCCAGUCUUGUUGCUGAGUCUGAGUCUGUCUGUCCUCCGUCCGUCGGGGGUGAGUGUGCUCUUGGCACGGACGUCCUUGAGGACAGGCAGGAGGACUUUGACUCUCUCGCGGCUGCUGUACCUCAUCUCGUGGCCUGGUUGCUUGCCCCUGAGGGAGACCCGGAUGCACUAGACAUCCCCACUCCGCGCACUUACGCAGAGGCGAUCUCGGGUCCCUACUCCUCUCAGUGGCAGACAGCCAUGGACGCAGAGAUGGCAUCCUGGAAGUCCACAGGCACCUACGUCGACGAGGUUCCCCCUCCUGGGGCGAACAUCGUCGAUGGCAUGUGGAUUUUCAGGGUGAAGCGGCCGCCAGGUUCUCCGCCUGUCUUCAAGGCUCGUUACGUUGCUAGAGGCUUCAGUCAGCGUCAGGGGGUCGACUUCUUCCAGACCUUCUCCCCCACCCCGAAGAUGACCACUCUUCGGGUUCUGCUGCACGUUGCUGCUCAGCGUGACUACGAGCUUCACUCUCUUGACUUCAGCACAGCGUUCCUGCAGGGCAGCCUGCACGAGGAGAUCUGGCUGCGCCGCCCACCUGGCUUUACUGGGUCGUUUCCUCCUGGUACCCAGUGGAGCCUCCGCCGGCCAGUCUACGGUCUCCGCCAGGCGCCACGUGAGUGGCACGACACACUGAGGAUUACACUUGCGGCUCUUGGGUUCGCGCCGUCUACUGCUGACCCGUCGCUGUUUCUGCGCACAGACACGUCGCUGCCGCCGUUCUACAUUCUCGUGUACGUCGACGACUUGGUCUUUGCUACUGCUGACACUGAGGCACUCGCUCGUGUGAAGUCGGAGCUGCAGAAGAUUUAG
Molecule: messenger RNA, 3660 nt
Organism: Closterium sp. Yama58-4
Lineage: Eukaryota; Viridiplantae; Streptophyta; Zygnematophyceae; Desmidiales; Closteriaceae
Source: the annotation of a GenBank genome assembly